AUGAUUUUAUUUAUUACUGUUGUUUGGAUUUCUUUGGCACAAGCAUGUCAUCCACAGUUUGAAAAGGAGCUACGAUAUCUGGAUCUCUACUUGGGUAUUCGACCUGAGAAUCAAGGGGAAAUCCUUAAAAAGACACCACCUGAAUUCGCCGAAUAUGUGAAAGAGGAUCGGCAGCUGGAUUGCGAUUUCCAAAGAGAAUGUUUAUGGAAAAACGCGGAUUCCGACGGUUUAUUGGACACAUCCGAGUUCUGGUUGUUCAAGAAAAACGAUGAGAAAGUUUUCCCGGUUCAAGUGCAACCAGGGAACGCGAAUUUGCAAAUUGGCACAAGAUUCAUGAUAGCUGGAAACACGACAAAACUCGCGCAAUCAGCUGUUCUUCUCAGCGCUCCAUUGGCAUGUCAUCACGGGAUGGCAAAUAUCACUUUCAACUAUUGGCUGUACAAUCUCGGCCGUGUCGAGGUGAUGGCGGUGAGACCGGAGCCAAGGAGAGGACAUUUGAUGGUAAUCGAACGCGGCAAAGCGGAUUGUCAUUUCCUGAAGGAGAGCGGUCAUGUCUGUUCGGCGUUGAUCCCCGCUGUCAAACAGCCGUAUCGAUUGGCCAUUCGAGCUUUUAACCUUCGCGACAAUACGGUUGGAUCAAUGGUGCUUAUCAACAAUAUCACCGUCAAAGCUGAUUUGUGCAAUGAGUCGCCUUUCCCACUUCUAUUCAACUCUGUUCCUUUGAAACCCCGUCCACGAGCUCAUCCAUCUGCUUUGAAAGAUGCAUCAAGAUCCACGACGAAACCGACAAAAUCUUUCCUUUUCAUGGCUGUUGAUCCAUUGACUCCGAAACCGUAUGGAACGCUGAGAAGUCAACUCAUUCCUUGUACAUCAAAGUUGGCCACUCUUUCAUUCAGAUACUGGCUCCGCGCCGGCACUCAAGUCGAGGUUUGCUCAGUUGAUGAGAAUGAUGUUCCCCUGUCGUGCGCAUAUUUAAGUGAAGAGGACUCGCCUGGGCCAAUCCAAAUCGACAUCGAACCGUAUAUGAAACCGUUUAGAUUCACAAUCGAUCUGAUUGCUUUCGACGCGAAUUCGAUGGGACUCGUCGUAGUGGAUGAGCUGAAAUUCAUCGGUGGCCAGCUUUGCAUCGAACAUCCGCCACCAAUCCCAACUACAAUCGAUCCACCAACGGUUGCUCACAUGUUCGGCCUUCAACCGAAACCAUUAUUAGGAGCCAAUGAGUAUCGCUUAUCUUUGGAGUGCGACUUCACAAUUGAUCAUUGCAAUCAAUGGGUGAACGAUGACGGGAAACUUCAAUAUGGAGCCGUUCCACAAACUCUCGAAGACUUUCCAUUACCUAAACAAAUCAACGGCAAUGUGGCGGUGCUGAUGUUGAAAGGCAAAGACGCGUCGUCGAUUCGAUCUCGAGAAGUCCCAUGUGCAUACAACUCUCUGAUCACCAUUCAUUAUAUGAGAUCUCAAUUCGGUUUCCUUCGCGUUUGCGCUCUUGGUCAAUGCAUGGAGGGGAAAAAGUUGAACGGAACGCUUCAAGUUCAAAUCUCUUCAGAGAAGCCUUUUGAGAUAAUCAUCGAAGCCUCGUCCAAAAAAAACGCUAUCAUCGUCAUCUCAUCUAUUGAGGUUGAAGGUGACAUUUGCCCACUUCGAACUGUCGAACAAAUUUUGUGUGAUCGAAUAAAAUGCGAUUUUAAGGAGCACACAUGCAAUUACGAGUCGACAAUGGAGACUGGUGACCGGAAUUGCUCAUCGGGACGAAUGGCGGUGUCUGCACAAUCGCUGGCCAUGACGCAAAAACGAUGCGUCCUUCGCUCAUCAUAUUUUGAUUUACCUGCCCCAGCCACACUCAUCAUCGAUGUCACGCAAGGCUCUUUCUUAUCAGUUAAGUUUCACUUUCGGCUCCCCGGGUGCUCCCUUUGUGCUGAUGCGGAUACCGACUCGGACAACUGCCACGAAUUGUUGGGACCAAGAGUCUUAACCGCAUCACCGCGAAAAGUCGAGUUUCCACUAGACGAGUCGGUUCAUCAGUUUUCUCUUGUGUUUUUCCAUGAUAAGGCUGAUCAAUUUGGAGCCGCUCGCUUUGAAAUCUCUUCGAUCGACAUUCGAGCCGGUGAUGGAUACAAAUUUUGUUUU
Mesorhabditis belari is the source of this 2127-nucleotide messenger RNA. NCBI's taxonomy places the organism in Eukaryota, Metazoa, Nematoda, Chromadorea, Rhabditida, Rhabditidae. The record is from the annotation of a GenBank genome assembly.